GGCAGGCACCAUUGGUUAUUUCCUGAUAUCAAGAAACUUCCGGAAUACAUGUCUGCGCACGCACCAUAUCGUCCAGAGCGAGUCGAAUGGUUUCAUUUCUGUGCCUGUAAAUGAAAGUGUGAUUGGAUUUUUUUACAAUAUGAGGUCUGACUCCCUGUAGACUGUGAUGGCUCCAGGCGACAUGGUGCCGGAGCAUGCCAAGCAGCAUAAGCUCAAGCAGAAGAAGGAGAACCGUCAGAGCACCACCACCACCACCAGGCCCGAUGGAGACUCUGAGCCUGACGGAUCCUUUGUCUUUGAAGCCUAUGAGGCAUGGAAGGACUUCCACGACUCCCUGAGGCAGUUCUACGAAGUGGGGGAGCUCUGUGAUGUCACACUGAAGGUUGGCAGCAGGCUGAUACCAUGCCACAAGCUGGUGCUGGCUUGUGUCAUCCCUUACUUCAGGGCCAUGUUCCUGUCCGAGAUGUCCGAGGCCAAACAGGACCUGAUUGAGAUCAAGGACUUUGACGGAGAUGCCAUCCACGACCUGGUGCGUUUCGCCUACUCCUCCCGUCUGACCCUGACAGUGGACAACGUACAGCCCCUCCUCUACGCAGCCUGUAUCCUGCAGGUAGAGUUGGUAGCCAGAGCCUGCUGUGAGUACAUGAAGGCCCACUUCCACCCCUCCAACUGCCUGGCUGUCCGCACCUUUGCCGAGAGCCACAACCGCGUCGACCUGAUGGACAUGGCAGAUCGCUACGCUUGCGAGCACUUCCGGGAAGUGGUGGACUGUGAGGACUUCCCGUGCGUGUCACCUCCUCACCUGAGAACCCUGUUGUCCUCCAGUGAUCUGAACAUUCACUCUGAGACUCAGGUGUACACCGCUGCUGUCAAGUGGUUGAAGAAUAACCCUCAACACCACGAGGCCUGGCUGCAGCAGAUCAUGACUCAGGUGCGUCUCCCCUUGCUCCCAGUAGACUUCCUGACGGCCACGGUGGCCAAAGAGGAGAUGAUCAGGGGGAACCUGAGCUGCAGAGAUCUUCUGGAUGAGGCCAGGAACUAUCACCUGCACCUCAGCAACAAGGUGGUCCCGGACUUUGAGUAUUCAGUCAGAACAACGCCUAGGAAACACACUGCAGGUGUGUUGUUCUGUGUGGGUGGGCGGGGUGGUUCUGGUGACCCGUUCCGCAGCAUCGAGUGUUACUCCAUCAGCAAGAACAGCUGGUUCUUUGGACCUGAGAUGAACAGUAGGAGACGACAUGUUGGAGUCAUCUCUGUAGGAGGUAAAGUGUAUGCAGUAGGGGGGCAUGAUGGUAGUGAACACCUGGGCAACAUGGAGAUGUUUGAUCCUCUCACUAACAAGUGGAUGAUGAAGGCUUCCAUGAACACUAAGAGAAGGGGCAUAGCUCUAGCAGCUCUGGGAGGUCCUAUCUAUGCCAUCGGAGGCCUAGAUGACAACUCGUGCUUCAACGACGUGGAGAGAUACGAUAUCGAGAGCGACCGCUGGACUGCUGUGGCGUCCAUGAACACACCCAGAGGAGGGGUGGGCUCUGUGGCCUUAGGGAGUCAUGUGUACGCUGUGGGAGGUAACGACGGUGUGGCCUCUCUGUCCAGUGUGGAGAGGUUUGACCCCCACCUCAACAAGUGGACAGAGGUCAGGGAGAUGGGCCAGAGACGAGCAGGGAAUGGAGUCAGUGAGCUGAACGGGUGCCUCUAUGUCGUGGGCGGUUUUGAUGACAACUCCCCGCUGAGUUCCGUGGAACGUUUGGACCCCCGUCUGUGUCGCUGGAACUACGUCUCUGAGCUGACCACGCCCCGAGGCGGAGUGGGCGUGGCCACGGUCAUGGGUCGAGUGUUCGCAGUCGGUGGCCACAACGGAAACAUUUAUCUUAACACUGUGGAGGCCUUCGACCCCCGUAUGAACAGAUGGGAGCUGGUGGGGUCUGUCUCUCACUGCCGGGCAGGAGCAGGAGUGGCCGUCUGUUCCACUCACAUCAGCCAGAUCAGAGAUGUGGGCCAGGGCUCCAGCAACGUGGUGGACUGCAUGUGACCGCUGUCUGACCGCAGGCUGACCCGGGAAAACUGCACAAGAUCAGACGUGCACAGAACAGCACCCCAUCCCACGCACAGCCACAAGCACUCAAUCACACUGCACCGGACACUGACUAGGAGCAGCUGUCCUUGAAGCAGCACUUCCCUUUAGCACUGAUUGUAAUGUAACCAGUCUCACUAUGUUAGGUGGUGUGCAUUGUUAUUAUUCAGCUGAAGACACUUCUCUGACUGAACCUUAUCAGUGGAGAACUGAUCUACAAACAAUCCAUAUAUUUUCUCUUUUUGUGACGUUUGCAGAUGCAAUUCAGUGAUUGGUGUAAUUUAGAAACAAUUAUAGAUUUUCUUUGCGUUUUGACUGCUUUGGAACUUUAUCGAAGGAAAAUGGCUGACUGAUCGUUGCGCUUUAGAUGUCUCAUUAGACAGGCCUUGCAUAUCAACUUGUAUAUUUUUAAGUACCUAUGCUCUGUCAGACCUCACUUUCACAAUCAUCACUGUCUGAACUGAGAGAUCUUCCUAUGGUUCCCAGCAGUCUCUCACGUAUAAAACAGUAUGAGAGAGAGCACUGUGAAGUAUGGACAGUAUCUGGAGGCUGGAAAGCUGUGAUGUAAAGACUCUGAACAGAACAGUGUUUGGGAUAAAAAUAAAUAUAUAAAUAAAUAUAAAAAUCUGACAUUCUAUCAUUCUAUUGACUCACACAUAGACAUAGAGGAUUUCAGGGCUUUCAUUCAGAUCCAUCCGCUGUAGACUCUGUGAUGCUGAAACCGCUUUCGUGUUAGCAUUAGCCAGCUGUAGCCUGUAUUUGCGUUUUAAACAAUCAUUCAGACUGAUUCUAAUUGAGUUUAAUCUAUGGCGGACUUUGGCAGAGUUGGACUAAAUUGUGAAGCAAUAAGAGGUUGAUAUCUCAGUUACCAGGCUGAACGUGUGCAGUUUUGAGAUGACUGAGGGACUAGUGAUAACUCUCAGGACAGACAGUCUAGUGUCUUAGCAGAAUGCUAACCCUCAUACUCUCUGUGUUCUACUCAAAGAUGGCUGGGUUUGUCAGUAAACAAGUGUGCUUUCAGACGUGUGAAGAGCUGAAUCCUCUAUCUGCCAAAUGAUUCCGAUUUUAUAUUUUUAUAUUAGGAAGUUUUUAUGAAAUCAGUGCUUAUCUUUGGUGUUGUUUUCUACUGUCUUGUCUUGGACUUGUUGUUGUGCACUAUCUUCCUAGAGUUGUCAGGGGUUUCACUAUAUUUUGUCCUAUGGAAAUGUUAAUGCUAUUUUCAACAUGUUUUGACAGUGAGUGUCUGCUCUUUUUUUUUUUUUUGAGGCCUUGUGUUUAAAGAUUUUUCCUCAACCUUAUUUUGUUGUGACGACUCCUGGUCAAUUCAAGGCCUUUCAGGUAAUUCUGGAUUUGAUUGUAAGACUGUUGUUGGUCAACAGAUUGACCCAAUACUUUGAUUUAGAAAUACACAUGUUUGACGAGAUGAUAUGCAUUAGGAAAACAUGCUCUUUCCAUUACAUAGACUAGGUGAAUCCAGGUUAAAGCUAUGAUCCCUUGUUGAUGUCACUUGUUAAAUCCACUUCAAUCAGUGUAGAUGAAGGGGAUGAGACCUGGUUAAAGAGAGAUUUUUGAGACAUAGAUUGUGUAUGGGUGCCAUUCAGAGGAUGAAUGGACAAGACAAAAGAUUUAAUGGGGCAAGCCGGAUGUGCCUUUGACCGGGUUAUGGUAGUAGGUACCAGGUGCACCAGUUUCAGUGUCAAGAACUGCAAAGCUGCCGGGUUUUUCACGCUCAACAGUUUCCUGUGUGUAUCAAGCAUGGCCCAUCACCCAAAGGACAUCCAGCCAACUUGACACAACUUUUAAGAAGCACUGGAGUCAACAUGGGGGCCAGCAUCCCUGCGGAACGCUUUGGACACCUUGUAGAGUCCACGCCCCGAAGAAUUGAGGCCGUUCUGAUGGUCCUUAAUGUUCUGUACACUCCAUUAUAUGCAUAUUGAAUUGUUGCACCAUUGGUUUGUUGUAUCCUACAAUAGAACUGUAAUACCUCUGGUGUGUCAUACUGUACACCAGGGGUGUGUAGUGACUUGCCAACCGUAAUAUAGAACGUAUAGAAUGUACGUUGUAAGUUCAUGCUUUUGUAAAUGUGUUGCUAUUGGUUCAGAUGAAUGCUGUGUCUUUUGCAUUGUAUUUUAUACAGCUAAAGUCUUCAUUUUGUUGAUGUUACUAUAAUAAAUGUGUCAUUAUUUGUUUU
Oncorhynchus gorbuscha (pink salmon) is the source of this 4262-nucleotide messenger RNA. Its product is annotated as kelch-like protein 8. The transcript has 10 exons. NCBI's taxonomy places the organism in Eukaryota, Metazoa, Chordata, Actinopteri, Salmoniformes, Salmonidae. Gene Ontology annotation, molecular function: protein binding. The record is from RefSeq and is a predicted model, not a curated record. Bases 167 to 2029 code for a protein of 620 amino acids.